Messenger RNA from Phaeoacremonium minimum UCRPA7, 837 nucleotides. RefSeq names its product putative nuclear transcription factor y subunit c-4 protein. Gene Ontology annotation, biological process: regulation of DNA-templated transcription. The record is from RefSeq and is a predicted model, not a curated record. The transcript has 5 exons. Gene Ontology annotation, cellular component: nucleus; CCAAT-binding factor complex. Gene Ontology annotation, molecular function: DNA binding; DNA-binding transcription activator activity, RNA polymerase II-specific; protein heterodimerization activity. Bases 1 to 837 code for a protein of 278 amino acids. NCBI's taxonomy places the organism in Eukaryota, Fungi, Ascomycota, Sordariomycetes, Togniniales, Togniniaceae.
AUGGAUCCCCAGAAUCCAUCCUCGGGGCAGCAGAAUCGGCCGCAGCCGGUCUACGACACCAGCCACGGUGGCCACUACGGCGCAAGCGCUGCGUUGUCCGCGCAAGGGUAUGCGCCAGCAGAGCUGUAUACAGGACCAUGGGCAAACGUCCACCAGGGCCUUAAUGGCCAGUAUAAGGACAUCCUGACUACGUACUGGCAGCAGACCAUCAACCACCUGGAGAGCGACACUCACGACUACAAGCUGCAUCAGCUUCCCUUGGCCAGAAUAAAGAAGGUCAUGAAGGCGGACCCUGACGUCAAGAUGAUCUCAGCCGAAGCACCAAUCCUGUUCGCAAAGGGGUGUGACAUUUUCAUUACUGAGCUAACUAUGCGCGCUUGGAUCCAUGCCGAGGAGAACAAGCGACGAACUCUCCAGCGGUCUGAUAUUGCCUCGGCUCUGGCCAAGUCGGACAUGUUCGACUUCCUCAUCGACAUUGUUCCUCGUGAGGAGGCAUCCUCUCACUCCAAGAGAACCACUGGCCAGGCUCAAGGCGUGCCUGCCCCCGCCCCUGGCCAGGCUCCGAUGCCAGGCCAACACGUCCAGGCCCCGAAUCACGCGGGCCAACACCCUAUGGCGGCCACAGACUACUCUAUGGGCGGCCACGCUCUCGCUCCGGAGACGGAUUACCGUCAAACCCAGAAUAUGUACCCUGGCCAGGUCCAGCCCGGUCCCUCCGCCCCUUAUGGGCAGGCGCAGGCUCCGAUGUAUGGCGACAUGCAGGACAUGUACGGCUACGGCACCAUGCAGCCGCAACAAAAUGGCGGGCAUGACAUGAAGUUCAGCCCGACCCCUUAA